Molecule: messenger RNA, 624 nt
Organism: Penicillium cinerascens
Lineage: Eukaryota; Fungi; Ascomycota; Eurotiomycetes; Eurotiales; Aspergillaceae
Exons: 2
Coding region: 1-624 (207 amino acids)
Source: RefSeq, a predicted model, not a curated record
AUGAGAACAGUUCCGAUGGGAGUUCUCCACAUGAAGGAAUCGAAUCAGAAGAAUUCGAUAUGCUCGUUGUGGCAACUGGCUAUUUCGCUCAAAAACAUAUCCGUCGAUCCCAGGAUUGAAGAACUUGCACUCGCUGGUCGGGUUGUCCACAGUUCGGAUCUGCAGAACAGAAAGGGAUUCCUUCGCGAAAACCUCAAGGAAAUAUCGCUAUUAUCGGCGGAAGUAUGUCUGGAGUGGAAGCUGCGUCUGCAGUGGCGCUCCACCAAUCUUCAUGGAAGUCUCACAACGAAGCUCAGGCUGACAAGCACGUCGUACACCAUGUUCAUUCGCGCCCUUUCUGGACCUUGCCGACUCAUCUACCACACGAAACCUCAAUCAGAAACCGUUUCCUUCUUGCCAUUGGACUUGGCAAUGUAUGAUCUUGGCCGUCGACCUCCAGGCCCAAUUGAGUAUGCAUUGGGAGUCAUAUCCGAAGAGAAAGUUGCGAAAACCAAUGAAUAUUUCAGCUCGCUACUGGGAACCGAAUACAAAAAAAUAUGGACAUAUGUCAGGAAAUUCAAGCCAAAGCAUGAAUUCUCGGCCCCCGUGGGUGGCGAUAGGGAACAGCUACGCGGAGUUUGUUAG